AUGACCUCGCGACAGCGGUCCAGCGCAGAGGAAGAGCCGCUUCUGGGGCAAGGCGAGGCCGGCACUCUUUCGCCUCCGACAGAAGGGCUGUGGCCGCUGAUCGUCGUGCUCAUCACUUCGGCGCUCUGGUCGCUCGCCGACUUUGCACCCAAAGCUGCUGCCAUAGAUGCGCUGAGGAAGUUCUCGUGCGCAGAGUUCUACAGUGUGCACCCACACCCUUCGCCAGCAGAUUUGCAGGCUUGGAUGACGCAGAGCAGUGGAGCUGUCGAGUCAUCGAGCGCGAUGCUAGGCGCCUCUGGUGCGGCAGACUUUGCAAAGAGGGCGGCGAUGAUGCUGCUUGCUCCGCGAUCCUUGGCUUUGCUCAACUCGCACGCCAGCGUUCAUGCUGCGACAUCGCUGCCCCACUCUCCUUCCUACUUUUGCACAGAAGGACCCAAUCGCCCCGCCAUCGAGGCGCAGACUGCUCGCUACGUCCUCAUCACCGACACGCUGACCUCUCUGCUCACCCUGCUGGCCAUCUUCUACUUUGGCCCCAAGUUGAGCAAGUGGGGUCGCAAGCCAGUGCUCUUGAUCAGCUUGAGCGCAAUUCUCGUCAUGCAAAUCGGCUUUCUAGUGCUCCCGAUAGCGUAUCCAUACGGGCCAGACGUGCAUCAGGUCGGCAUACAUCCUGUAUUGACCAUGUACCUCAUCAUCGGCGGUUACGUCAUUUCAGGUUUGUUGGGAAGUGUGAGUGUCGGCGCGAGCGAGGACGAGUGCAGUGUACGCGACGCGGGACGUCGAGCUGACGCCUUUUAGUCGUGCGCGCGUCUAGGAAAUGCUGCCGCUAGUCACCUUUCGAACGUUGGUCGCCGAUCGCUCCACUGCCGCAAAGCAGACUCGCAACCUCACUUGGCUCACGCUGACGUACCUCGGAGGCGUCAUGUUUGGGCCGCUGCUUGCCGGCCUCCUCGCGGAGAUCUUUCCCAUCACCUCCAACCGCAUCGACGCUGCGCUCGAGUCGGAAUGGUGGUACUGGAUGAAGAGCGAGGCUCCCGAGCAGCCGCCGGUCUCGACUCCUCAACCCGUUCCUCCUUUGCCUCCCGGCCGAGCAGACGAGCGCAACGUGACGCCAUUUGUCGUUUCAAUUUCGUUUGCAAUCCUCGCGCUCCUGUUUGCCGCGUUCUUUGUCGCCGAGUCGAACCCGACGCAGGCGAGUGCGCCUAGCGAGGCAGAGGAGCAGGAUGUCGGCGCCUCGCAAAGCACCGCACCGCGCCGUACAUCCCUCGCCUCGAAGCUCGGUCCACUGCGACUGCUCGUACCGCCCAAAGUCGACGGCAAGAGGGAUUGGCGGUACUCGCGCCUCGCACUCGUUCAAAGCGCUGGAACUUCGGGUGGCACGGGUCUCACGGUGCUCAUCGUUGGGACGGGUCACGUAUGGGCUUGGGAUCCUUCCUCGGUCGGCUUUAUGCUGUCUUGGAUAGGUGGAAGCCGAGCAGUGGUUCUCUUUGCCGUCGUGCCGCUGCUCGUCAAGUUGACGGAAAAGAUUGUGCCCAAGCCAAUGCAGCUGGUUGGUCUUUCGGAUGCAGAGUUGGAGCGACUGGCCAAGGGAGCGCGCUCCGAGGACAUCGGUGAUGCCGACGAUGAAGAGGACGUGGCGGAUCGACGUGCUGCAACAUCGAGCACCGAUCGACUCGAGGAUCGCGAUUCUGAUGCGCGGUUGAAACCGCUCGUGGUGUUGUGGAGAUGCGCCGUCGAUCUCUCGCUCGCACGCAUAUCCUUCUUGUGAGUGUAGCGAGCACGUGUACACCACCGAACGGCUUGACUGACGUUGGGCGUGCGCGCACACACAGCACGGAAAUGCUGGGAUACAUGAUCAUCUCUACCGCUGCGCUGCUGAGGAACAGCCCGCUGAUGCUGUUUGGCACAGUCUUUCUCUCGCUUGGAGGCGGUUACGCACCGGCAAUGCAAUCCGCCUGCAUUGCUCUCGCUGCAGACGUAUUUUCUGGCGUUGCAGUCGAAGACGAAGCGGGCGCACCCAAUGCUCACAAAUCCCUCGUGCCCAAGAAGCUGGGUUCGGCAGAUGCAGCGCUAUCCGCCUUCUCCAUCAUCGACACGCUCGUGCAGACGUGCGUGCCCAUCGCCACAACCUCGCUCUACGCAGCCACAAACGAGACGUUCCCCCCUGCUCCCUUUAUCCUGAUUACCGCGUUUUACGCCAUCGCUGUGACUGCUCUCAGUGGCUUGAGCCCUCACAGAUCGCAUCAUCACUGA
Messenger RNA from Ceraceosorus bombacis, 2250 nucleotides. NCBI's taxonomy places the organism in Eukaryota, Fungi, Basidiomycota, Exobasidiomycetes, Ceraceosorales, Ceraceosoraceae. The record is from the annotation of a GenBank genome assembly.